CAGUCGAACAGUCGAAACAAUAGUUGAUUUUCUUGUCAAAAUUCCACCAUAUAAAAUUUAAAUCCGUGUAGUUUUCUUAGUACCCGAUUCCCCAUUUAGUAACUCGCAUUUUCUAGCACAAAAUUCGAACACAAAACCCCCUGAAUACAUCCGAAAUUAUUGUGUUUUUUCGCGGCUCAGCGCGUGUCAGGUUAAGAGCGCUCCACCCCCUAGGGAAACAGGACUAAAGGGUGAACUUCAAGGGCCAAAUACUGCAAGGACCAAGGACGUGGCCGAGCGACAGAAACUAUCGAGUCGAUCGCGGGGACCAGGACAAAAUUCGUGUCCCGUUGUUAUAUCCUUCAGCCGUAAAUGGGUCGCACAAAUGUUUACUAAAAUUCUCAUUGACAAAAUGGACAAGAAGGCCUCGCAGCAGCGACAGCAACACCCACAGCCGUCUAUGUCCAAAUCGCAAUCGAUAUACUACCCCAUGCGAGUGACGCCCCACCAGGAGAUAUCCGCCACGGGAACCAUGGGUGUUGGAGCUUCCAACACAGCCAGGCCUGCAUCCGGAACGAGAAUUUCCGCCAACGCGGCGACAACGACUACAACAACGACGACGACGACGAACACCUCGCACAGAAACCGCUCCACCCGCCAGCUGACCAGGAGAGUAGCCAACCCCCUGCACGAAGAUCGGGAGGAGGUGCUGAUGAAUCGGUACUUCAACGGCAGGCGCGACCUGAUUAGCUCGGGCAUACACGCCUCCGUUUCAAGUCGCCACCACCAGUCGGUGCAGCAGCAACAGCAGCACCAGCAGCUGGUCUCCAGGACUACCGUAGAUCUCUCCGAGAAACUGGCCAAAAUCAACCGGCGGGCAGCAAUCAAGGAGCUCACAGCCCUGCAGCAGAAGAACAUGCAGGCCAGCGACAAGAACGAGGAGGCCCUCAAGGAGCUGCAGGAGAGCAUUCCGGAGAUAAGCAAGAUCUUCGAUGUGCACUGCCGCAUCGGAAGCGGCACCUUUAGCACCGUGCUGCUGGGUACCCUGCAGCGCGAGAGGAGCCUGGUGGAGACCCAGAGACGGCGGUUCGCCAUCAAGCACCACAACCCCACCAACCACCCGGAGCGCAUCCUGCGAGAGCUGGAGUGCAUGUUCCGCAUUGGCGGGGUGGACAACGUGAUCGGCAUCAACUGCUGCAUCCGGUACAACGACAACGUGGCCUUCGUCAUGCCCUACAUGACCCACGACCGGUUCCACGACAUAUACCGGCAGCUCAGCCUGCAGGAGGUGCGCGACUACCUGCGGAACCUUCUGAUAGCCCUUCGCCAUGUCCACAAGUUCAAUGUGAUCCACCGGGACGUAAAGCCGAGCAACAUCCUCUACAACCGGCGGACUGGUAAGUUCCUGCUGUGCGACUUCGGCCUGGCCCAGCGGAUAGCGGAGGACGGCACCGUGAUGCAGUCGAACGAGCUGAGCUCCAAUGCCGUGUCGGCCCUGAUGAAGGACAUGGAGAAGAGCAGGAGCGCCGGAGGUCUGCAGGAUGGUAACUCGGCCCAGGCUGAGGCGGAAGACUACAUGGCGAAUCGACGCGUGCGAGCCCUGGGCGGUGGCGUCACCUCUCCCGCCGUGGAUCCGAUGGCGAACAUGCAGAAGCUGCGAGAGCAGAUCACCGCCCACCUCUCCAAGAAGGAUAUCGCCGCCCAGAAGGCGGACACUUUGCGCCUGGUGAACCGCCUGCGCCUAACCAGCCCCAAUGUGGACCCCAACGGCUAUGUGAUCAACACGAACAACACCAAGAAGGAUAUGCACGCCUCGCGAGCCGGCACUCCAGGAUAUCGGCCGCCCGAGGUCCUGUUGCGGUAUCCCCACCAAACCACGGCGGUGGAUGUCUGGGCUGCCGGGGUGAUAAUGCUCUCGAUGCUCUCGGCCCUGCAUCCGUUCUUCAAGGCUCCAAACGACUGUGCGGCCCUCUCCGAGAUCAUCAAUCUGUUCGGCGACGUCACGGUGCGGAAGACGGCCUUUAUGCUGGACCGGCUGAUCAUGCUCAGCCAGAAGGUGGCCGCCCUGGACCUGCGGCGGGUAUGCAUGCGCUUCCGGUACUCGGACUUCUUUUUGGCGCCCGAGCUGCACAGGCGCUACCGGCGCGCCGACGGCAGCACCGAGCUGUGCCGGAACUGCGAGCAGCCGACCUUCAACUGCCUGUGCCGGCACAGCGCCCACCACCUGGAGAUGUACGACGGACUGGACAUUUUCCCCGCCAAUGCCUACGAUCUGCUCGCCCGCCUGCUGGAGGUGAAUCCACAGAAGCGGAUCUCCGCCGAGGAGGCGCUGAAGCAUCCAUUCUUCAGUGACCACCACAGGAUAACGUCCGGCAUGCCGGUGAUCAGCCCGCACAUCCUGCAGCACCAGCACCAGCUGAGGGCCAGGGAGCCGCUGCCGUCCGGGGCAAAUGCGCCGCGCACCCUCAAGCCGUACGUGUCCUUCCCCUCAGAGCUGGCCACCGCGUCCGCCACUUCCGCUACUGUGACAGCCUCCACAACCACGACCGGAGGAGCAUCUUUGACAGGAGAAUCAGGAGUGGCCGGGCCUCUGGCGGUCGCCACUCCUUCGCCGACGGUGGCAAAUGUUUGAUUUUGGACCGCGCCCAUAUUUGUUGUAUAUAUGGUGGUGGUGUUACGUUGGCUUCCCUUACAUUUCGGAUUUGAGUGCGAAAGAGCGGGAGCUGGGAGGUGGGAGGGUGGCGGGUGGUAAGUGACUUUGUUAUUGGACCCGUCUGUUGGGCCCCUUUGGCCUUUUCGGCCUUUAAGGACGAAGCGGUUAUUCCUCAGUCCGUUGCGAGCGACGAAAUUUGUAUUGUGCAAAAGUAUAACGAAAAAAAAAAAUAAUAUUUGAGGUGGAGGUUUUUUCCCAAAUUUAUAUCGCAGUGCAAAGGCGAAUUUGUGUUUUUGUUGAUUCGAAAUUGUCCAAGAUUCCCCUCUAAAAAAAUAACAAAAAAAACAAGUCAA
Molecule: messenger RNA, 2985 nt
Organism: Drosophila ananassae
Lineage: Eukaryota; Metazoa; Arthropoda; Insecta; Diptera; Drosophilidae
Product: cell division cycle 7-related protein kinase
Exons: 1
Coding region: 365-2611 (748 amino acids)
Biological process (GO): protein phosphorylation; mitotic DNA damage checkpoint signaling
Cellular component (GO): nucleus
Molecular function (GO): protein serine/threonine kinase activity; ATP binding
Source: RefSeq, a predicted model, not a curated record